Messenger RNA from Acanthochromis polyacanthus (spiny chromis), 1499 nucleotides. RefSeq names its product aldo-keto reductase family 7, member A3 (aflatoxin aldehyde reductase) (gene akr7a3). The record is from RefSeq and is a predicted model, not a curated record. Bases 174 to 1250 code for a protein of 358 amino acids. NCBI's taxonomy places the organism in Eukaryota, Metazoa, Chordata, Actinopteri, Pomacentridae. The transcript has 7 exons. Gene Ontology annotation, molecular function: oxidoreductase activity.
CUUUGCACUGCUUUCACUCGAGCCAAGCAAGUUAGCCAAAUAGCUCUUUAUUUCAACUGAUAAUCCACCGCAGCACAUUUUGCGUUUUAAAAGCGGUUAAGUAACUUUACGACGCUCCCUAAUUACCGCUUACGAAACGACCCUUAGCCUCUGCGUCGCUGCUCCACAGUAGCAUGCUGCAGGUCGUUACAGGAAGAUUGUCCACACUCCGACACGGUCCUUUCGUUACAGACGUGCUAAAACAGCUGCCGAGGUUUGUGGCUCGUAGAAACAUGUCGUCGUCUGCGGCUAAAAGGCCCGUCUCCUUGCUGGGAACCAUGGCGUUUGGAGGCCGAGCUGACGCCGAGCAGAGCCUGCAGAUGGUGAAGGCUUUCCUGGGCAGAGGGCACAACCUGCUGGACACAGCCUUCAUGUACGCGGAUGGGAAGGCGGAGACCGUCAUGGGAGGCAUGAAACUUGCUAAAACAGUAAGCAUCGCCACCAAAGCCAACCCGUGGGAUGGGAAGACCCUGAAGCCAGAAAGUGUGCGCUCCCAGCUGGAAACCUCCCUCCAGAGGCUGCAGACCGACUCUGUGGACCUGUUCUACCUCCACGCCCCGGACCACGAAAACCCAAUCCAAGAUACUCUGAGGACCUGCAAUGAACUCCACAAAGAGGGAAAAUUCAAGGAGUUUGGCCUGUCCAACUAUGCAUCAUGGGAAGUGGCGGAAAUCGUUUGCAUCUGCAGACAAAACAAUUGGAUAGUUCCCACUGUCUAUCAAGGAAUGUACAAUGCCACCACAAGACAGGUGGAAAAAGAAUUGCUGCCAUGUCUGAGAUAUUUUGGAAUGAGAUUCUAUGCAUAUAAUCCUCUUGCAGGUGGCCUUCUGACAGGAAAGUAUCAUUACGAAGACAAAGAGGGUUCUCAGCCUGCAGGACGGUUCUUCGGUAACAGCUGGGCUGCAGCAUACAGGGACAGAUACUGGAAGCAAAGUCAUUUUGAGGCUAUAGAGGUGGUCCUGAAGGCCCUGGAGACAGCGUACGGCUCCGAGAAACCCUCCCUGACUUCUGCUGCUAUGCGCUGGAUGUACCACCACUCCCAACUUAAGGGUGAUCUAGGAGAUGGAGUCAUCAUCGGCAUGUCAAGCAUGGAGCAACUUCAGCAAAACCUGGCAGCUGCAGAAGAGGGUCCUCUGGAUCAAAGAGUGGUCGAUGCCUUCAGUGAAGCCUGGAACCUUGUAGCCCACGAGUGUCCAAACUACUUCAGAUGAGGACCUUCUCUUUGCUCGGGUGCCAAGAGCUCAGUCAAAGUGCAUUUUACAGAACAUAGAUCUGCUAAAGCCCUGUUUUGCUAAAUACCUCCUUCAAUUAUUUUCUUGAAAUCACAUUUCAAAUGAAUCAUUUUCUUAUGAAUGACUGAAGACUUUUAUGUGUUGACAUGUAAGAGCACUUCAUUGUUCAUGUACAAAUGUAAAAAUGACAAUUUCAUAUAUUUUCUGGGGAUAAACUUUUCAGAAGUC